Messenger RNA from Aspergillus nidulans FGSC A4, 2061 nucleotides. RefSeq names its product putative DNA helicase. The coding region runs from base 1 to 2061 and encodes 686 amino acids. Gene Ontology annotation, molecular function: helicase activity. NCBI's taxonomy places the organism in Eukaryota, Fungi, Ascomycota, Eurotiomycetes, Eurotiales, Aspergillaceae. The transcript has 3 exons. The record is from RefSeq and is a predicted model, not a curated record.
AUGUCCCCGUCAUCCCCAAUUUCGAUACCCCUCUUUGCUGAAAACCAACAACAGCUCCUCCUAAAAGAGCACGAAGCCGAAGUCUCCUCAUCUAAACUCGCCAGCACCGCGUUCGCGUCGCCGCUAACGCGCCGUACUCUCCAAGCGUCUGGACACGCGCUAACCGGCAUAAUCCUUUCUCAAUGCCGCACUGGUCUCGGAGGUCGGCUAGUCGGCGAGUUUACUGCUGACGCGGCUAUUUCGACGGGAGGUACGAAGGGGAAAGGAAAGGACGAUGAUGAUGCGAAAUCGAACAUUGCUGCGAAUGGGAAGCUGAAGCUUGGUACGCAUGGGAUUAGAGUUGGGGAUGUCGUGAGGGUCAACGAGGUGGUGAGUGCUGGGAAAAAAGCUGUAGGGUCAGGGAAGGACAAGAAGAAAGAUGGGGAUUCGGCAAAGGGCCCAGAGGGUGUCGUGACGAGGGUCGGGGAGAGUAGCGUGUGGGUAGCUUUUGGGCAGAGCGGCGGCGGCGGCCGUUCAAAGGAGGAGGAUGAAGAAGUUAUUGAGGAGCUUUAUGGGAAAAAGCUUUGGCUUAUCAAGCUGGCGAAUGAUGUGACUUUUAGACGGAUGAACCAAACGAUGGAGAAGAUGGCGAAGAUGUCGGAGUCAGAUUACACGCAUUUUGUACGAGUUGCCUUCGGGCAUACAACACCAGUCCAGCCGGACUAUGAGGCGGCUGGGCCGGUUGAAUUCAUAGACCCGACAUUGAACGACUCUCAGAAGGAAGCAAUUCAGUUCGCCUUGGCCUCCAGAGACAUCGCCCUCAUACAUGGACCCCCGGGUACAGGCAAGACGCACACUCUAAUCGAGUUGAUAAUUCAAAUGGUCAAAAGGAACCUCCGAGUGCUUGUUUGCGGGCCAUCAAACAUAUCUGUGGAUAACAUAGUGGAAAGACUGGCUCCGAGCAAGAUCCCGGUCGUGCGCAUUGGCCACCCUGCCCGCUUGCUGCCAUCGGUGCUAGAUCACUCGCUGGAGGUCUUGACCCAGACAUCCGACGCUGCGGCUAUCGUCAGGGACGUGCGGAAAGAGAUUGAUGAGAAGCAUGCUAGCAUCAGGAAGACAAGGUUUGGCAGAGAGAAGCGCGCGAUCUACCAGGAUAUCAGAGAGCUACGCCGGGAGUUUAGAGAGCGUGAAUCCAAGUGCGUGGACAAUUUAGUCCGCGGAAGCAGCGUUGUACUUGCGACACUACACGGAGCAGGCGGUCAUCAGCUGAAAAACCAGAAAUUUGAUGUCGUAAUUAUUGAUGAGGCUAGUCAGGCACUAGAAGCCCAAUGCUGGAUUCCACUGCUGUCAGCGCCAAAGGUCGUCCUUGCUGGUGAUCAUCUGCAGCUCCCGCCUACUGUCAAGUCCACCCCUCAUAAAACAAAGGAGGCAGGCGAAGAUGGAGAGCAGGAUGCAAACGGAAGCUUCUCCCUCGAGAAAACACUAUUUGAUCGGCUGCUAUCAUUGCAUGGGCCGGGAAUAAAACGCAUGCUGACAACGCAGUAUCGGAUGCAUGAAAAUAUCAUGCGGUUCCCGUCAGAUGAGCUGUACGAAUCCAAGCUCAUUGCAGCUGAGAGCGUCAAAUCUCGCCUUCUAAAGGAUCUGCCUUACAAUGUCCACGAGACUGAUGACACUAAAGAGCCGGUGGUCUUCUGGGACACGCAAGGAGGAGACUUCCCGGAGAAAGUUGACGAUGAGGAAUUCGCAAAAAAGGAAAGCCUGCUCGGUGAAAGCAAGAGUAACGAGAUGGAAGCCUUGGUGGUUGCGAGGCACGUGGAUAACUUGGUACAAGCCGGUGUUAGGCCUGAAGACAUUGCUGUCAUCACUCCAUACAACGGCCAGUUGGCUGUGCUAUCACAGAUGCUACGGGAAAAGUACCCAGACCUGGAAUUAGGGAGUGUCGAUGGAUUCCAGGGCCGCGAAAAAGAGGCUGUUGUGGUAAGCCUCGUUCGCAGUAACAGUGAACACGAAGUUGGGUUUCUGGGAGAAAAGCGGCGUUUGAACGGUAUGCCUCCUGCCCAUAACUCUUACUACCUUGAGUGA